AUGCACUGCAAGAGGAAGAGCCUCCCUGUUGUCCGUCUGUUAUCCCCCACUAAGCGCGAUAGCGCAAGUUCCCAAUGCAAGGAGAAUGUGAAUCUAAGUCUCACAGGUGACGGCCUCAGCAAUGGAGAGACGAUUAGCACUAGGGAGCUACCUGACACUGAUUUGAGACCCCCUAGCUGCCGACAAAUGCUGGGGAACCAUUAUCAACAGAAGCCCGCCCAUAGUUUCCUUUCCGUGGCCACUCUGCGCCACAGCGUUCCGCAGGCUAAAAUGCCAAAACUGUCGGGUUGCUCAGAUUACUUGGGGCUACGCGCCGCCAAAACUGUAAAGUCCACUUCUUUUUUCCUGGAACCUGCUCUAAGACCUAGCCUCCGUUCUGCGGAGGCCAGACCUAAUGUGUCACGUGGAGGGCCUCUGAAGCCACACUGCAAUGUUAUGGUAGAAGAACAGGGGAGGCGACAGUCUGUGAGAAACAAUGAACAAUUCACAGUGGCAACGAAUACUGGCUAUUUUUUGUUGCCGCCCUGGGCAGCUGUUCAUGUUGGCUCGCACGAUUUAACGGAGUGCCCCACACAAGCCACUAGAGUUAGCAGCGCUGCAGGACCCGCGUUCGUGUCAGUUCUUAAUAAGCCGCGACGCUCAGAUCAGCGCGCCUCACUCGUGGCUUCCAGGUACUUGAUUGCUCCUCGCAAGCGCACACUCACCACCUUCCGCGAAUGGCUAGCCGAAGACCACCGUCAUUCCCGCAAAGCUUGGGGUCCUAGCGGGCAGUUCCCUGCACGCCGUGGUCUAAGCCACAGCGCCACCACAGAACGGUCGCGUUGUAUUCUCACUGCAGCAGCUACGCAGAGAAGUGCAGUGGAAACAAGAGCGCGUCACGCUGUGGAGGCUGAAGUAAGGGAACUAAGCACGAAUAAAACUCCACAGCAACAGCAGGAAGCAUACGUGAGCGCCCAAAAGGAGGCCUUAGCAGCGCAGCAACAAGAUCAGCAAAUUGUUGAUGAGGCUGAAGCCAGGGAGGAGGCACGCGCUGCGGCAGCGGCGGCAGCGGCAGCUGCUGCCUCUGCCGCAAUUGCACAAGCACAAUGGCCAUCGCGUCAUAAAGCGCGGCAGCAGGAGCUUGAGCAGAUGCAUCGCCAAGAAGCAAAAGAAAAGCACCGUUCUGCUGUAAGGUCUGCUUGUGACCGACGGCCACCUUCUAUAGCGAACCGCCCGUCUUCUAGGCCAAAAAGCAUUGUUCCAAGUGCGAAGGGGGAAGCAAACCAAAAAUCGAGUAGGGCGGCUCAAAGGCACCUCGGAGCAUCUGCAGCUAGUACAUUGGAACCAGCGCCGUCAGCACCAGCGGGCAAAGCUAAGCAUUCUGUUUCUUCACCGCCGGCACCGUCCAUCACGAAAUUUCAUCGGUCAGGAAAGCACCAAUCCAGUGUACUUCCUUCUAGAGUAAACCUAAAGCAGCAAUCUGCUCAAAGACGACAAAGGGAUCCCACAUCUCGAUUUGAAGAACAAAGCGCCCAUUUAGAUUCUAGCGAAAAAAGUUCACAAGGCUCUGCGGACGAAGAGGAUUCGCAUCCAUUCAACCCGCUUGAAGAGGUGAUGGUGCUGCUGAGAAAGCUAAAAACUACAGAAAACUAUUCGCUCGAUAUCGGUCGGAAGAAGCGUGGUGUGGGAAAGGCGAGAAAGGGCCCCAACAAUGGCCCACAAAUGGGCCAGUCCUUCCCAGCAACGCUAGAGACGGUCUCAACUACUGUCCAGGCCAUUGAAGUUAGCAACAAGCUUAUUGUUGGUCUGGCGACCACUGAACGUGAAGGCAGGCCUGAGCAUGAACGUUACAACCACGAAAGCGGCAAGUCACACCAUGCGCUAUCGGACCUUAAAAACCUUCCGUUGGAAGCCUUUGACAUUCCUGAAGACUACGGCGAGGCAUCCCCCCAAGCACUGCUAGAGCGCUGCCGCUCUGAAUGCCAGCUACGUCGGCUUGAAAUGAGACACCAAAAAAGUGAGCUGCCUAAAAACAAAUCUAGCGGACGCUCUGCUUCCUAUACCGUCGCCACCCAUGUCUCUGCAAACAACCCCUACCCUCCGCCAAAGCUUGAGGACGACCCGAUUUGCAAUAAUGACGAAGCGGCAGUCGGUUUGGAGGUACAACUGAAGGAAAAACAGUUAAUGGCUGAUGCCUCGCAGGGGGAGGCAACAAGCACAGGCAAGCCAGCUGAAAGCGAAGCUGAUCAAGCUUCCCCACCAUCCCAGCUGCCGGAAAUGCUCCCAGAAAUAGCACCUUCUUUGGGGGAGCUAACGGCAUCUGCCGCAAAGAGUAGCGAAGGAGAGGCAGAGGCGGAAGUUUUGCACUUUGUUGGCAACAGCUGGACCCAUAUUCCAUGCAUUGUACUAGGUUAUGAUAGCGGGCAACGAAGGUUUGAAGUAAAGCUUCGUGAUGGAACAAUUAAGACCGUCAGGCGCCUUGCCCUUCGUUUUUGCUUCGAGCCGCCGCAACUUCAGCAGCAGCGAUUAGAAGCUUGCACAAACAGGCGGCGGCAAGCGGUCCUUCGCCAGCAGCUGCUUAACUCUGUCAAUAGUUUGCCAUCCUCGGCGUUUGCUCCUCUUCCACAGAAUUUUCUCGCCUCUAUAGUCAAAGCGGCCACAGCGGUGGGCCGGCUCCGGAGUAUGUCCUCGCACAUGGACACCCUCCGUCCAGCCAUACAGUACCUCAAAGACCGUUUUCUUGAAGGCUCAAAGCUAAGUGCAGUCCUUUAUUGCGCGGAACGUCUUCGCGCAUCAGGCAAGCUCGAAUCAAUUUCAGCCAAACAGCAACAGGGCCUGCAGAAUCAAGACUUGCGUCAAGAGGAAGCGUUGCAGGGGCCGCCAUUGCUGUUGCAAGUUCUGCAACCGAUGUUUUCGCCCGCGCCGCCAGCGUUUGGCAGGCUUAAUGUCGGUGCUAGUGCAGCCUUCGAAGGGGCAAUGCUUGCCCUCCGCAAAAAGCCCCUAUUCGCGAAUGAAAAAACUUUCAAAGUUCCAGAUCCCGAACAAUACCUUGUAUAUCAGCAAGCGCUAGCAUUGGAUGUUGCUGAUGCCCUAAGAGAGCUUGGUAGAGAUUCUCUUUGCCAUGCGCUCAUUACUCUUCAUGCAACAGGAGGGGGUGCAACGGGAAUAGCCGUAGGGGCAUCCGCUUCAUCUUCCGCUACACUAAAUACAGUGGCAACAGGACUACCUGAAACAUUCUUGCGCCGGCAACUUAUUAGAUUUAAUGUAAUGUUGCGGAGCAACCUUUUGUCAUUUGUGACGGACUCCGCAAACGAGUGGAAGUCCUACAUGCUGCAAGCAGCAGUAGACGAGCAUCUUGAUCCACGCUCACACCAAAGUGCUGAUGCAACUUUGGCCGCGGGAUUUCAGUUUGAAGGGAAUGCUUCUUGCCUCCUGCAGUUGAGCAUUCUCAUCGCCGACGACUCUGCCGUCUUCUAUCCGUCCCCAGACAAGCAAGCCAAAGCAGCACACUUUCCUACAAGCAAGCCAAAGCAACACAUUCUCCGUGCUUUUGUCCCACCUAUUACAUCGCGCUAA
Molecule: messenger RNA, 3555 nt
Organism: Eimeria necatrix
Lineage: Eukaryota; Apicomplexa; Conoidasida; Eucoccidiorida; Eimeriidae
Exons: 2
Coding region: 1-3555 (1184 amino acids)
Source: RefSeq, a predicted model, not a curated record